AUGGCUGAAUCGAAAUUUUUUACAUAUGUAAAUACACCUAUUGAUAACGAUACAAUUAAAUAUCACUUUUUAAAUGCAAAUGGUAAUAAAGUUAGCUAUGCUGAAUUUAUAAACCUUUUACAUUUAGGUGAUGAAAAUUUUUUAGAUACUUUCAAAAUAGCUUUAAAUGAUGCAACGAAUGAAUUAUCCGCAUAUUUUUGGGAAUGUCCUCCUGUAUCUAAAGAAUCAACAAAUAAACCAUUUGAAUUUGUAGUAACUAAAUCUAAACAAUUAAGUUAUAUUAAACAAGAUUACUCAAGCUUUAAAGAAAAAAUUAUUGAAGAUUUAAAUAAAGAUGUUUUUAGUUUUUCUAACUUAGGAAAAGAUGCUACUUUAAUUAUUCCUAAACCUUGUCACGAUCUUGAUUAUAAAAAUCUUAGUAAUUUUACUAUUAAUGCUCCAAAAGAACAACAGAUUAAGUUUUGGCAAGAGGUAGCUAAUAAACUGACUGAAAAUUUGGAAUUCGGUACUUCUAAGUGGUUAUCCACUAAUGGUUUAGGUGUUCAUUAUUUGCAUGUAAGGAUUGAUGAUAAACCAAAAAAUUAUUCUUGGCAAGAAUAUUUAUUGUUUAAACAAUCAAGAUCCGAAAAAAUUUUUUGGAAAAUGAGCAAUCUAAAACUAAUCAAAGAAAAGAUAUUUCCAUUCUACAAAAAGAAUCUUUCAAUUAAUUCUCUUCUGCAACCUUUUAAUUAUAAUCGACAAAAAACUGUGUUGAAUGUUGAACCAAAAGCUGAACCAAAUGUUGAACCGAACGUUGAGCCAAAAAUUGAUUUAAAAGCUAGAGCCAAACUUUGA
Molecule: messenger RNA, 834 nt
Organism: Dentiscutata erythropus
Lineage: Eukaryota; Fungi; Glomeromycota; Glomeromycetes; Diversisporales; Gigasporaceae
Source: the annotation of a GenBank genome assembly